ACAAAUCAACCCAGAGCCAAGCGGAGGAAAAGGCGAUCGAGGAACAAACAGCUCUUGGCGAAGCCUCUUUGUGGGAGAUGUGGAGCUUCAUCUCAGGCCACCCCCCUCCCAUGAUAUUUGUGUGACCUUUUAGCAUGUUCAAAUGCCCCAUUGAUUUUUAUAUCACCCUAUAGAACAACAUAGGGUGCAUUACGCUGUAGAAUAAAUGCAGCCUGACACUACUGCCAUGACUCAAUCCGGCAGUUGUAGUUUCACCAGGUCUUUAGCCUUCUCUGCCUUAGAAUGUAGGAUAAGGGUACUUUGACCCAACUUGAACUGCCAGGACUCAGUUCUAUUAAAUCAUGAGAUUUGUGGGUUUAUGGGGUUUUUAAACCUCUGCCAAAGAGUGCUGGGGCCCCAACUAAACCAAACCUUCAAUAGCAUUAAAAAGUAGUGACAAACUGAAUUAAUUUUACAGUGUAGAUGCAAAGCUAAAAUCCAUUGCCACCCCAUCCCCCAAUAGUUUUGCUGUUCAGUAGUGGUUCCCAACCUGUAGGCCGCAGUCCACUGGUAGGCUGUGAGACCUAAAAUAUGGCCCUUGAGACAUGCAGGGAAAAUUGGUGCCAAGGCCUAUUCCUGGGGUUAUUUGGGGUGAUGAUUCAGAAAAUUGCAUUGGAUAGACCACAUCAGCUCUAGAUUAUUAAAUAUGGUUUUCUGUGGGUAAGCAGAUGGCAACUACUGGAUGGCAUAUGUUCUGUAUCAGAAACUAGAGCUGAUGUGGUCUAUCCAAUGCAAUUUUCUGAUUCAGCACUCCAAAUAACCAAACCCAAUCUAAAGUUAACCAAAAACUGAUUCAUAUCUCCUUUGGUACUAAUGUUAGAGGGUGGUCCCUGGUCAAAGUGGUCUCUGGUCAAAAAAAGGUUGGGAACCACUGAUUUACUGUCUCAGAUUCUCCUGCUCAGUGCUUUUAAAUCAAGCUUCUGCAAUGUUCAGUGCUUUAGGAAAAAUGGUGCUUGGCCAGUAUUUUUUAAAAAUCCUCUUAAAAUGCCAAUCUUGACUUAGGAUGUAUCUACAGUUGUAGAAUUAAUGUCCUUGGGUACUGCUUUCACUGCCAUGGCUCAGUGCUAUGGAAUCAUAGGAGUUGUAGUUUUGCAAGGUCUUCAGCCUUCUUUGAGGAAGAGUGCUGGUGCCUGACAAAACCACAAAUCCCAGGAUUGCAUAGGAGAGAGUCAUGACAGUUAAGGUAGUGUCAAACUGCAUUCAUUCCUCAGAAAGGGAUGUUUGGGUUGAAUUUCUUCAGACAUCUACCUAGGACUCCAGAUCAACUUUACCAAAAUAAUAACCCACGUUUCUAGCCUCAGAAGAAGCUGCGGUCUUUGGGAGGAAAAGGAGAGCGUCAGAAAAGGCAAACGAGGCAGAAAAGUAGCCACUGUUUUGACUCUUGAAAGGAGGAGGAGGAAGAGGAGUGACUGACAUUUCCCAUCCGGUGUGAUCUGUAUGUAUGGAGGCUUUACUCCUUUAAAAAAAAUUGGUGUUUUUUUUUUGGUUGCUCAAAUGAAAUGAUGGGAGGAGAAGGAGAAAGACGGGGAUCGACCUCGUUCGCUGCACAAUGAGAAAGCGACGACCGGCGCAAUAAAAACCACCAGCAGCUUUUUGCUUGCUCUCUCUCGUUUUGUCAUCCUCUAAAAAACAAACACACCACCCAAACCAACCCGGCAGCCAGCGAGAAAGUUGCGCUUGGAGAGACUUUGAUCUUGGAAAAAAGCGAGUAAAAGGGGGGCUUGAAGAAGAAGGAAGCGCGUCUGGCCGUUGGCUCCCUUCGCCUCCAAGACGCAGGAGAGAAAUCCUUAAGGAAGAAGGGUGGAGGGAAGAGAAGAAGAAGAAGCAGGGAAGGAAGAGAGAGAGAAAGAGGGAGGGAGGAAAGGAGAAGACGACAGACAUAAAGAGGGAGGAAAGAAGAAGACGAGAUCCCAAAGGCGACGGAUUUGGAGCUGCCAACCUCCACCUGGUCCAUCUCUUCUAAGGCGAGUAAGAAGCCAAGCGCGCCUCAACCCACAGAUUUGUUUUGGCCAGGAACUUUUUGAAGAAAUUUCUAAAAGCCACCAACAAAAGAAGAAGGGAAAGCAUUACGGACGCGUGCUUGUGUGUGUGUUUGGGCUGUGUGUGUUGUUGUUAUUUCUUUUUUUAAAGGGAGCAUCGGAAGGUCAAGAGACCAGUCUCGUCAAUGAAAACAUUGCCUGAGCGAGUUGGUGGCGGAGCGGCGGUGGCAGAGGCUUCGACCCCUGGCCUCGCCGUGCCCGAACGAGGGGUCCCCUCGUCCCCAACUCGCCGCCUUCUGCUCGUCCUCAGCCUCCACCCGGGCCAAAAGCCCCAGCUUCCGGGAGCAGAGCCCGGCAAACUUUGGGCCCCCGCCUCGCUUUGGACCCGAGGCGCAAUGAGAAGUUGAAGCAGAAGGAGAAGAGCCACGGCUUGGUGCUGGUUGCGCGCUUCGCUCCUGAUUUCCCCCCUUCUGUCUCUCAGUACCGUGUGUGUGUGUUCCUGCAUGAAAAGAGUGGGGAUUGGAAGAGUCCUGUGCGGAAACUCUCCAGCGGCGGCGGAGGAGGAGGAGGGAGGAGGAGGAGGGCGGCUGAAGAGACGGCGGCAACACCAGCAUGCCGAGGAGAAAGCAGCAAGCUCCCCGGCGCUCUGCAGCUUAUGUUCCUGAGGAAGAAUUGAAAGCAGCAGAAAUUGAUGAAGACAGCGUGGAGGAUGAUGGGCUACCCCUGGACAUCCAGGAAACAGAGUACACGUGCAAUGAUGAAACAGAGAUCAAAGAGGCUCAGAGUUACCAGAACUCCCCUGUCAGCACAGCAACAAACCAAGAUGCAGGUUACGGCUCGCCAUUUAGUGAAAACAGUGACCAACUGGCUCUUUUCAAAAGCACUUCCUCCAAAGAAGAGAAGGAAGAUCCGUGCUUGGACAAUGCUUCCUACCCACAGGACAGCUUGUCACAAAUAAAAGCUGUAUAUGCAAAUUUAUUAUCAGAGUCUUGCUGGUCCAGUUUAGCCUUGGAUUUAAAGAAAUCUAAAAGUAAUGAAAACAGUCAAAAGGAAAAUACCACUGACAGCAACAGCCCUAAUAACAACACCCCAAGUACAUGCACCAAUACCAACGCUAGUACCACUACAAGUAUCAGUAGUACUAGCAGCAGUAAUAGCGGUGGCUCAGGUUAUGACUGGCAUCAAGCAGCAUUGGCCAAAACUCUGCAACAGACCUCAUACGGACUUCUCCCAGAACCUAGUCUAUUCAGCACAGUGCAGCUUUAUCGACAAAACAAUAAAUUGUAUGGUUCUGUGUUUACUGGUGCCAGUAAGUUUCGGUGCAAAGACUGCAGUGGAGCAUAUGACACACUGGUGGAGCUCACAGUGCACAUGAAUGAAACUGGACAUUACCGAGAUGACAACCGAGAUAAAGAAGCUGAAAAAACCAAACGGUGGUCGAAACCCAGAAAACGAUCACUUAUGGAAAUGGAAGGCAAAGAGGAUGCCCAGAAAGUGCUGAAGUGCAUGUACUGUGGCCAUUCUUUUGAAUCCUUGCAGGACUUGAGUGUCCAUAUGAUCAAAACAAAGCAUUACCAGAAAGUGCCUCUGAAGGAGCCAGUACCAGCCAUCACCAAACUGGUGCCUUCUACCAAAAAGCGAGCACUUCAGGACUUAGCUUCACCUUGCUCACCUGAGCCAACAGUAGUCACUUCGGAGUCCUCACUUAGUGAGGCUGCAAAGGAUCAGAAAAUCGCCAACCCCUAUGUGACUCCAAACAACCGCUAUGGCUAUCAAAAUGGUGCUAGCUACACUUGGCAGUUUGAGGCCCGCAAAGCCCAAAUUCUAAAAUGCAUGGAAUGUGGCAGUUCUCAUGACACUUUGCAGCAGCUGACUGCUCACAUGAUGGUCACAGGACAUUUUUUGAAGGUCACUAAUUCUGCCUCCAAAAAAGGAAAGCAGCUCGUACUCGAUCCUGUGGUAGAAGAAAAGAUACAGUCUAUACCUUUACCACCCACCACCCAUACUAGAUUACCAGUUGCAAAUGUAAAAAAGCAGCCUGAUUCCCCUGCUGGAUCUACAACAUCUGAAGAAAAGAAGGAGCCAGAAAAGGAAAAAGUAGUUGUUGCUGAAACAGAGAGAAAAAUUAAAGAAGAGAAUGAGGACUCUUCUGAAAAAUUUGAAGCAACAACGGUGUAUCAGUACCUCAGAGAAGAAGAUCUAGAUGAAAGUCCUAAAGGUGGGAUAGAUAUCUUGAAGUCUCUGGAAAAUACAGUGACAACAGCUAUAAGCAAGGCUCAGAAUGGGGCCCCAUCUUGGGGAGGGUACCCCAGUAUCCACGCAGCGUACCAACUUCCAGGGACUGUUAAAUCCAGCCAGCCAGCUGUGCAGAGUGUUCAGAUGCAGCCAUCUUAUGCGAGCAGUGUAAAAUCACUGUCUUCAGAACACAGUGCACUGAUCCAUUCACCAGGCAAUCUGACACCUCCGCCUCACAAAAGCAACGUCUCUGCGAUGGAAGAGCUAGUGGAGAAAGUCACAGGCAAAAUCAGUAUCAAAAAAGAAGAAAAAACUGUGGAGAAAGAGAAAUGUUCUCCAGUCAAGCCAUUGUCACCUGCUGCUAAGGAGAACAAAGACUUCCCUAAAUCAGAGGAACCCAAGCAGCAGCCACAGCCACCGCCACCAACACAAAAAAAGAGUCCUGAAACAGAGGUUCAGAAAGUCAAAAAGGAUGGUCCAGCAGAUUCUCCUGCACUUAAUGGUACUGAGCCACCUAAAACAAAAGUCACCAAUGGCUGUAAUAAUUUGGGUAUCAUCACAGACCAUUCGCCUGAGCCAUCUUUCAUUAACCCCUUAAGCGCUUUACAGUCCAUUAUGAAUACCCACUUAGGUAAGGUUUCUAAUCCUGCAAGUCCUUCUUUGGAUCCAUUGGCCAUGUUGUAUAAAAUUAGCAACAGUAUGUUGGACAAACCCAUUUACCCAACAACUCCGGCCAAGCAAGCUGAUGCAAUUGACAGGUAUUACUAUGAAAACAGUGACCAGCCUAUUGAUUUAACCAAGUCCAAAAACAAGCCUCUGGUUUCCAGUGUGACUGAUUCUGUCUCAUCUCCUCUAAGGGAAAGUGCCCUCAUGGAUAUUUCUGACAUGGUGAAGAACCUCACAGGGCGUUUGACUCCCAAGUCUUCAACUCCAUCUUCUGUUUCAGAAAAAUCUGAUGCAGAUGGAAGUAGCUUUGAGGAAGCUCUGGAUGAACUGUCCCCAGUACACAAGAGGAAAGGUAGACAAUCUAACUGGAACCCUCAGCAUCUUCUGAUCCUUCAAGCCCAGUUUGCUUCAAGCUUGAGGGAGACUCCUGAAGGCAAAUACAUUAUGUCGGACCUAGGCCCUCAGGAGCGGGUACAUAUCUCUAAGUUUACUGGUCUUUCCAUGACCACAAUUAGCCACUGGCUGGCCAAUGUGAAAUAUCAAUUAAGAAGGACAGGUGGAACUAAGUUUUUAAAGAAUUUGGAUACAGGUCAUCCUGUUUUCUUUUGCAAUGAUUGUGCCUCUCAAUUCAGGACUGCUUCUACAUACAUAAGUCACUUGGAGACACAUUUAGGUUUUAGUUUAAAGGACCUGUCCAAAUUGCCACUAAAUCAGAUUCAAGAACAGCAGAAUGUUUCAAAAGUCCUCUCAAAUAAGACUUUAGGCACACUUGGAAUUGCUGAGGAGGACUCAGGUUCUACAUUCCAGUGUAAGCUGUGUAACCGAACUUUUGCAAGCAAGCACGCAGUAAAGCUGCACCUUAGUAAAACACAUGGCAAGUCUCCUGAGGACCAUCUGAUCUAUGUUACUGAGUUAGAAAAACAUUAGUGUCCAGGUAAGCAGCCAGGUAUGCAAGUGACCACAGGAACAUUGCACUAAACUUCUUCAUAGUACUGCACUAGGCCUGACCUGAGCCUCUGAAAUCAGUCUUACUUUUGUUGCUGAACUGCCUAUCUGGACCUUGGUUUUUCUUACAUACAUUUUGUAGUUAUAUUUAUAUGCUCUUUGUCUGAUAUGUGCAUGUUUUUUUAAACCCUCUUUUCUUUCCUUUCCUUUUUCUGUGAGUCAAAGUCUGACCUUUAUUUUCAACAUCUGUCCUUGAUGUUAACCUAUCUUUUGUAGAAUAUAGUGGGAGACACUAUUGAGAGACGUUAAUUUAGCCGUAAAGAAAGGCACAAAGAACAAUAACAAAAAGACAUCCUAAAAUUACAAAGUUGCCAUGACAAUAAAGGUCACAGAAUCCCGUAGUGUCAGUUUUUAACCCUUUGAGGAUAGUAAUAGCAUUUCUGUGCCUUUCCCAAAAGAAGAUUUUAAAGGCAUUUUAUCCUAAUAGAGCUGGGUCAAAAACAAAAUAUACAUGUAAUAUUUUUUAAAAUGUCAGAAAAGACUUUAAAACACAUUCUGAUUGUGAAGAAUUGGUGCAAGCAGCUCUUUAACAAUGAUGAAAAUCUAUUAAGUGCUCAAGGGGUUAGAAAACCAUAACUACGUUAAAAAAUAGAAAUAACCCAUAUUUCCACAAUGCCCAAACCCUCAGAUGCUGAAAAUUGCCAUGUGGUUGGCAAAAAAAGUAUGCAAGUUAUUUAAAAUAUGUAAAAAUGCUAUUUCUUUUUCCUGUAAAAUAUUGCAGUUUAUAAUUAUUUACAAAUGUAAGCUUUGGUACAAGCUGACCUUUCUAUAGUGUGCUGCACUGGUACAUGAAAAUGAAACAAAUGAAAAAUGAGGCAAGUGUUGGAUUCAGUUCCUUGUAAAUUGCCAGCAUCAGCAUAGAAAAAAAAGUACAUGUUACAUAUUGUACCAUUUUAAACUGUUCAACUUCCUUUCUACCUUCUGGCUGUUUGCUUUCUCUUUUAACUUUUUAUAUUGUCAUUUUAUAUUCAAUUUCUGUGUAUAUAAUGUAAAACCACACUUUUUUGAAUAAAAUUUAGUUCCUGCAGCUUGAGUUAAAUAGAGAAAUUUUACUGGCACCUGCAUCUUCCCAGAUGCAUGUACUCAAAGGAACUAUCUGACAAAAUAAAUAAAUAAAAAUAAAGCGAGCAAUGCACUAUGAAUUAUACAUUUUGAUGUUUUAUCAUUAAUAUUGUACAGUACAUUUUUGGUCCACACAAUUAAAUCCACUGUUUUCUCAAGUGUAAAAUAAAUCCACAAGAAGUUCUUGAUUUA
Molecule: messenger RNA, 7178 nt
Organism: Anolis carolinensis (green anole)
Lineage: Eukaryota; Metazoa; Chordata; Lepidosauria; Squamata; Anolidae
Gene: tshz1
Product: teashirt zinc finger homeobox 1
Exons: 3
Coding region: 2631-5846 (1071 amino acids)
Biological process (GO): regulation of transcription by RNA polymerase II
Cellular component (GO): nucleus
Molecular function (GO): DNA binding; DNA-binding transcription factor activity, RNA polymerase II-specific
Source: RefSeq, a predicted model, not a curated record